CAUAUCAUUAGCUACCCUUCUUCUUCUUUCUCUCCCAUUUUUUUUUCUUUGUAUUAUAAAUUCUUGAAAAUAUAGAGAAUCGUAUAUAAACACAAUACAUAUAAUAUAUCAUAAUCUUUGUCAAUUUGUCGAAAUUUCCUCAACCAGAUAGCCUAUUAUGGCGGACCGAAAUCCAUUCCUUCCGGUCUCUGAAACAUCAGACCAUUCCACCACCUACACUUAUCUCCCUGAUGGCGAUUCUCCGGCCACCACCCACCGCCGCCAGCACUCCAAGAAAAUUCUCUUGACGGUCUUUUCUGGGUUGUUCUUGGUUUUAUUAUACGUUGCUUUGGUCGAUUUAAACGAUAACCAAACCAAAAACAGUAUUAUUCAACAAGAUAUUCAAAAUGUAGUGCCAUUAACGUCGACUAUCUCUGAAGAGACGGCGAAACCUGAGAUUUUGCGACCGGUGUCUCGUGGUGUCGCCGCCGGUGUGUCGGAGAAGGCAAACUUGAUUUCUAGCAGUCCAAAAACGCAGGCAUAUCCAUGGAAUAAUAGCAUGUUAUCAUGGCAGAGAACUGCUUUCCAUUUCCAACCUGAAAAGAACUGGAUGAACGAUCCUAAUGGUCCAUUGUUUUACAAAGGGUGGUACCAUUUCUUCUACCAGUACAAUCCAAAUGCUGCAGUUUGGGGUGACAUAGUAUGGGGUCAUGCUGUCUCAAAAGAUUUAAUCCACUGGCUCCACCUUCCAUUAGCUAUGGUUGUUGAUCAAUGGUAUGACCAAGGUGGCGUCUGGACCGGCUCUGCCACGAUCCUGCAAGACGGUAAAAUUGUCAUGCUAUACACCGGAUCCACCAACGAAUCAGUUCAGGUUCAGAAUCUCGCGUACCCUGCUGACCACAACGAUCCACUCCUCUUAAAUUGGGUCAAGUAUGCGGGCAACCCGGUUCUAGUCCCACCACCAGGGAUCAAGAGCUUGGACUUUCGCGAUCCAACGACUGCUUGGUUGACUUCAGAAGGGAAAUGGAGGUUCACUAUAGGGUCCAAAGUUAAUAGAAGUGGCAUAGCUUUGAUUUAUGACACAGAAGAUUUUAUAAAUUACGAAUUGAAAUCAGGGAUACUUCAUGGUGUUGAUGGUACUGGUAUGUGGGAGUGUGUAGACUUUUAUCCUGUGUCCGAAACGAGGGCCAGUGGAUUGGAUACAUCUGUUAAUGGUCCUCAAGUGAAGCAUGUGCUUAAAACAAGCCUUGAUGAUGAUAGACAUGAUUAUUAUGCACUUGGAAGUUAUGAUGAGAAGAAUGUGAAAUGGUUUCCUGAUAAUCCUGAGAUUGAUGCUGGUAUUGGGCUUAGGUAUGAUUAUGGUAUAUUUUAUGCUUCCAAGACAUUUUAUGAUCAGCAUAAGGGGAGAAGAGUUUUGUGGGGUUGGAUUGGUGAGUCUGAUAGUGAAUCUGCUGAUGUCAAGAAAGGAUGGGCAUCUCUUCAGGGCAUUCCAAGGACAAUUUUAUUGGACACAAAAACUCGCACCAACUUGCUUCAAUGGCCUGUUGAAGAGAUAGAGAGUUUAAGAUUAAGAAGCGACGAAUUCAACAACAUUGAGGUCAAGCCAGGGUCAACGGUGCACCUUGACAUUGAAGCAGCAACUCAGUUAGAUAUCACAGCAGAGUUCGAUUUAGACACAACAGUUUUGGAGAAUGCAGCUGCGUCCAACGAAGAGUUCAGCUGCCGAACAAGUAGUGGAGCUGCUCACCGCAACGCAUUAGGACCAUUCGGUCUUUUGAUUCUUGCAGAUGAGAGCCUUGCCGAGCAGACUCCUGUGUACUUCUAUGUUAUAAAAGGAAACAAUGGAACUCUGAAAACGUUCUUCUGCACAGACCAACAUAGGUCAUCAGUUGCAAAUGAUGUAAACAAACAAAUCUAUGGAAACAUUGUCCCAGUCCUAAAGGGUGAAAAAUUCUCCCUCAGGAUUUUGGUGGAUCAUUCGAUAAUCGAAAGCUUUGCACAAGGUGGUAGGACAUGCAUAACCUCCAGGGUUUAUCCGACACGCGCAAUUUACGGAGGCGCCAAGCUGUUCUUAUUCAACAAUGCCAUGAUGGCUAAUGUUAAAGCUUCAGUUAAGAUAUGGCAAAUGAAUUCUGCAUUUAUUCGCCCUUAUCCCAAUUUGCGGCAUACUGAAAGUGAUCAUUUCAAGCCUACUUAAUUUGGUUCAGCCUGUAUCAUAAUUCUUUUUUUCUUUUUGUUGCUUCUUUGAUAUUGUAAUUUUUGCCUGGUUCUUUAGUUUUUUUUCAUUUCGGUAUUUAGAUUAUGAGAAUGGUUUUAUUGAUGAAAAAGCAUAAAAUGGAAAAUUGAAUGUCAUUAUUUUUCAGGGAAUUUUAAAUGUCCUCAUUUCACCAUAUUA
Molecule: messenger RNA, 2374 nt
Organism: Mercurialis annua (annual mercury)
Lineage: Eukaryota; Viridiplantae; Streptophyta; Magnoliopsida; Malpighiales; Euphorbiaceae
Product: acid beta-fructofuranosidase-like
Exons: 7
Coding region: 158-2176 (672 amino acids)
Biological process (GO): carbohydrate metabolic process
Molecular function (GO): beta-fructofuranosidase activity
Source: RefSeq, a predicted model, not a curated record